Messenger RNA from Triticum turgidum subsp. durum (durum wheat), 333 nucleotides. The record is from the annotation of a GenBank genome assembly. NCBI's taxonomy places the organism in Eukaryota, Viridiplantae, Streptophyta, Magnoliopsida, Poales, Poaceae.
AUGCCUAGCGCGGGGCUGUCGGCGGGGUCGAACAAGGUGGACGUGGCCAUCGACCUCGGGAACCCGCUCCUCAACCGCACCGUCGACGGCUUCCUCAAGAUCGGCGCCGUCGGCGCCUGCAGGGUGGUCGCCGAGGACGCCUUCGACUGCAUCCACAGGGGGGAUAUCUCGAAGCGCCAGCUUGAAGAGACGAAAAAUGCGUUGCUAGGAGGCAUUGCAACCGGUGCCCUGGUCUCUGCCGCGAGCAACAACAAAGGGAACAAGAUCGCCCAGGACGCCAUCACCGGAGGCGCCAUCGCGACCGCCGUCGAGUUCAUCAACUACCUCACCUAG